This is a messenger RNA of Gadus chalcogrammus (walleye pollock), 736 nucleotides long. RefSeq lists its product as uncharacterized. NCBI's taxonomy places the organism in Eukaryota, Metazoa, Chordata, Actinopteri, Gadiformes, Gadidae. The transcript is spliced from 8 exons. Bases 8 to 736 code for a protein of 242 amino acids. The record is from RefSeq and is a predicted model, not a curated record.
GUUUAGCAUGGAGACAGACAGUACAGUUAAAAACAACCGUGCCUCUCUUCCGCAUGACUUCAGCAUGACAGAUCCCUUAGUGGAUCAGAUGACUAAACUCAGACUGAAACUUAUAGAGAAGAAGUUGAACAACGAAAGAAACAGGGUGGACGAAAGAACAGAUUCUGUCCAAUCCUCAAGAACCUAUGAUGGAGAGAUGUAUGCACUGCACGGCGCACUGAGGAGGAAACGAGACUUACUGCAAAGAUUGAGAGAACAGCACAUUCUGGAGGAACUCCGCAGACCUCGUACCUGGGGAGGACCGCAGAGACGACGCUCCCAGCCUCAACACCACCACCGCCACGCUGAUCACUUUCCUUCAUUACCCCCUCCUUACCCAGCGCCCUUCCCCUACCAGCCUACCCCUGGGCCUGUGGUGAUACCGUUUCUGCUCCCUCCGAUACACGUUCCGGCACAGCCCCCACAAUACAUUCAACAAGUUUCAACUAUUCCUCAGCAGCAGCCAACCUUCAUCCAACAGGUGCCACUGCAGCAACAACCGAUGAGCCAGCCGGCCCCGCCCCCUCCGAAUCACGGCCGCAGCAUCAAAGAGGACAUGGUGGAGAUGAUGCUCAUGCAGAAUGCCCAGAUGCAUCAGAUUGUGAUGCAGAACAUGAUGCUGAAAGCCCUGCCUCCCCUGGGCUUCCCUGGGUCUGAGAGGCCCGCAUCUACAGGGCCUUCAGGCUUUUCUGGAUAG